This is a messenger RNA of Lactuca virosa, 3448 nucleotides long. The record is from the annotation of a GenBank genome assembly. NCBI's taxonomy places the organism in Eukaryota, Viridiplantae, Streptophyta, Magnoliopsida, Asterales, Asteraceae.
CGGCCCGUCUCAAUUCUCAUCCAUCUGACAUGGAAGUUGGAAUGAUCGAAGAUCAUCGUUUAUUCUCUGAUCGCAGAAAGCAAGAUCAAUCACGACGCUGGUUGGAGCGCAAUAAUCUGUAUGAAAUUCAUUGACUUGCUAGUCACCAUCAUCGACUGAUUCAUUGAGCUAUGGCUGCUCCAUCGUCGUCGGCGACGAACAUCAUGCUCGCAAUCUACGAGAAGAAAACCGUCGCGGUCGAUCUCUACCGCCCUCUCCGCAACUACAUAGUCUUCAAUUACUCCGAACGCGAGGCUCAGAAUUUAGAAGACGACCUCGAAACCCUAAAGGAGAUGCGGAACAACAUUGAACGCUUCUCUGCCGCUGAUUCCCUCUCUACCCGUCGCGACCUCCUCCAGAACUACAUCAAAGCCCUAACCACUGUUGAAUCGAGGUUUCCAAUCUCUCCUGACAAGGAUCAUGUGAACUCUGUGACCUUCACGUGGUAUGAUGCGUUUAAGAACAGGAACAAGGCGUCGCAACAGAAUAUUCACUUGGAGAAGGCCGCGAUUUUGUUUAAUUUGGGCGCGGUGCACAGUCAGAUCGGAUUGGCUUGUGAUCGUUCGACGGUGGAAGGGAGACGACAAGCGUCGCACUCGUUUAUAGCAGCCGCGGGUGCGUUUGCUUACUUGAGGGAUAAUGCGGCAACAAAGGCGUCAAUUGGUAAUUCAACUACUGUGGAUGUUUCAAUGGAGUGUGCGGGGAUGUUGGAGAGGUUGAUGCUUGCUCAAGCGCAGGAAUGUGUAUUUGAGAACACAAUUGCUAAAGGAAGCACUCCUGGGGUUUGUGCCAAGAUUUCAAGACAGGCGGGUCUCUACUAUGAGGAAGCAGUAGCUGCACUAAAUGUCACACCACUCAAUCAACACUUCGACAAGACAUGGAUCUCUCACAUUCAGCUAAAGGCAACUCUGUUCUAUGCAGAAGCUUGUUACAGGUAUAGCCUAGAGCUUCAUGAAAAAGAAGAAAUCGGUGAAGAAAUAGCACGAAUCAACAGUGGCAUCACUGCAUUAUCCGAAGCCAAGAAGUCAUAUCCAAGGGGUACUUCACAACAAAUCCUCGAUUCAAUCAACAAGCUAGAAACCAAACUCAACAUCAAUUUAGAUAGGGCAAUGAAAGAGAACGACAGAGUCUAUCUUUUAAGAGUACCUCCAGUUAACUCUCUCCCCCCUCUUCCUGCAUUCUCAUUGGUCAAAUCAAUGAACAUGAACGACGUAUUGGAUGCAAGUAAAGUAAAGAUGUUUGCUACUCUUGUACCUGACAAUAGUGCAAAGGCUCUUUCUAGAUACACUGAAAUGGUGGAUGAUGUCAUCAGAACUCAAGCUGAGAAACUCCAACAAGGGAGUGAGCUUGCUAGAGUCCACCUCAAAGAGAUGAGUUUACCUGAUUCGAUUCUUGCAUUAGAAGGACAUUCUGUGUUGCCACCAGCUUUAUGGGAAGAUGUGGAAGCGGUGCAAGUUAGCGGAGGUCCAACUGGCUUACAAGAAGAUGGACAAUUUAGAAACCAAAUUGGGACACGAUGGACUAGACCUCAGUCAAAUACUUUGACUAAGAAUUUACAAGAUCGAUUAAAUGGAUUUGCUGCAAAUCUGAAGCAAGCUGCAGAUAGUGAUGGAAAAAUUGAUCGAUCUGUAAGGCAACACAUGGCACUCAUGGCUAUUCUAGAUACUCGUCCAAUAGAAUCUGCCCUUCCAAGUUUGGGAAGACCAAUAAUGUCUUUGGAUGCCAAUGAAGAUGCUGUAGUAGGGGCCCUGAAGCAGAGCUUGAGGCAAUUAGAGGCAUUGGGUGCACAAAGGGCAGGUCUAGAGGACAUGCUUAAAGAUAUGAAGACAAAGGAUGAUAUACUCCCCAAAGCUCAAGAGCAGUUAUUGCUUCAUAUUCAGGCACAAAACAACCAGUUUGCAAGCACCUUUAACAUUGAGGACUACACGGCUUCUUUUGAGAAGUGUUAUAAGCAGAUUGAAGGUGCUAUAGCCAAGUAUAGAGAAAUCAAAGAGAAUAUCAAUGAAGGACUGAAGUUUUAUGUUACUCUUCAGGAAGCAAUCAGCAACAUAAAACAACAAGCAAGUGACUUUGCUAUGACGCGAAGCAUGCAGUGUCGUGAAAUGGUGGAAGACGUCCAAAGACAAAUAUCCGGUCUCAGUGUUCAACCACCUUACUACCACCAACCACCACCACAACCAGGAGGCGGCGGCGGCGGUGGUGGUGGUGGUGGUGUUGGUGGGGGGUAUCUUUACCCCCCUCAACCGACCCAACAACCGGGUCCAAGUGGACCCCAGUAUGGCCCCUCAGCAUCAGCCAACGAAUUUGUUAAAUCGGUGUUCGUGUUUGGUGACUCCCUUUUUGAUCCAGGUAACAACCCUUUUGUCAAGAACUGCACUGCUCAAGCAAAUUUUCCACCAUACGGUUCAAAUUUCUUUGGCCAACCCACUGGACGCUUCACCAAUGGUCGAACUGUCGCAGAUUUUAUUGCACAAUUUUUGGGGAUUGAGCUCCAAAAACCAUUCCAAGAGGUAUAUCAAGAGUUCACAAACGGCAGUCGGAAAGAUUUUCCGGCCAAUGGAAUCAACUUCGCCAGCGGUGGAAGUGGAGUUUUGCCGUAUACAAACAAGAAUGUAGGGGUAACACCAAUCCAAGUACAACUACAGCAACUCCAAACCCUAAUUGAUGAAAACCGCUUACACAAAACCCUAAUUUCAAACUCUCUAUUCUUCCUCGAAUCAGACAACAUGUUGAAAGAAGUUUCCCACUUCCUUGACAAAAUAUAUGAGGUUGGAGCUCGUAGGAUCGCCAUUUUCUCAGUAGGCCCCAUGGGGUGUAUUCCUGCUAAAGUUCUUCUACCAGAUGCACAUAUUGACCAAUGUUUAGAUAAGAUAAACAACGUUGUGAAAGACUAUAAUAAGGGAUUGGAAGAUAUGGUAAACGAUAUACCUAGAAAGUAUCGUGAUGCAAUUAGUGUUUAUGGACUAGUGUAUAACAUUACACAAGAUAUACGUGCUAACCCUGGAUCUUAUGGUUUUGUCAAUGUAUAUAAGGCGUGUUGUGGGGGCGGGCCUCUAAACGGAAUAUUGCAAUGUGGGACCGACGGUUAUGAUAAGUGUUCAAAUCCUUAUGACUUCUUUUUUUGGGAUUAUUUUCAUCCUUCAGAACAUACUUAUAAGCUCAUGUCCGAGUCCCUUUGGAAUGGAGGUAAUAAUCAAAUCAGACCAAUGAAUCUGAAGAGUUUGGCCAAUAUCAACUAGUCAUUAACUUAGAUAAAGAUUUAUUUAUAUAAAUGGAUUAAUUAAAGUCUUUGCAUAUAUAAUGUAUUGUUGUAAUUGGCAUUUAAGAGUUGAUAGUUACUGAAUAAGUUUAUGUUUGAGAUGGUGGAUUGUGUUUUUAAUUUACUAUUUUACUAAUGGGAAUGCAAAUA